AUGGGGUCUCAGACAGAGACGGUGAUGAUGGCGGAGACGUUGACGGUGCUGUGUAACACGGGCGGCCUCGAACAGAUCCCGCUGCGCCAGCUGCCGGCGACAGUGGAGAACCUGGCGCUGACCAAGAACAACUUUCCGAUCAUCAAGCCGGACUCGUUCGCCGGGCUGAGGGCGCUGAAGAAGCUGUCGCUUGACGGCAACAACAUAACACGGAUCAAGCAGUUCGCCUUCCGGGGACUGCCGCGGCUCAAGGAGCUCUCCAUCCAGUAUACGCCACUCCAGACGGUGGCACAGUUCGCAUUUGCUGGACUGCAAAACCUGUCGACCAUUCUGCUCAGCCACAACCAGAUCCAGCGGAUCGAGGGCAAUGCCUUCGCGGGGACGUCAAACAUUAAGCUGAUACUCCUGACAAACAACCCGCUGAUCCGCAUCGACAGCUCGGCCUUCUCCAGCCUGACGAAUGUGGGACACCUGAUCCUGCCGUCGGGCAUUCGGAGCAUCGAGCAGGAUGCCUUCUUCGGUAUGGAUGCAGUGGGGCUGUUGAAGUUGGCCUACAUGGACCUCAAGGAGAUCGCGCCCUUCACCUUUCGUGGCCUGUCCAACGUUCUGCUGCUGACAUUGCAGGAGUCCGACUUGGGCGUGAUCUGUGCAGACGCUUUCACGGGCCUCACCCAGGUGGACACUCUGCAGAUCCUCAACAAUAAGAUCGACUCUAUCGAGGAGCUUAACUUCACCAGUACGGCGGCCAUCAAGCACCUCAAGUUCCACGGCAAUCACGUGCUGGAGACACCCGACCCGAACGCCAUCAUCGUGGACGGGGUGGAUCAUCUGCAGCUGAUGAACAACCACUUCCCCUGCGGCUGUCACAUCCACACCCUGCUGGACGGGCCCCUGGCCGAGGGGGCCUACAACCUGAGCGACUUCCUCCAGAAGAACUACUGCAUCUCGCCGCUGGAGGUGAACGGACGCGUGAUGAGCGAGCUGGACAUCGACUCGAUUGGCCGCUGCUCCGACCAGCUGACCAAGGGCAAUCUGGGCAGCUCCGCCGCCUCGCUGGCCCUCAGCAUCAACUCCAUGUUCCUCAUAGCCGCCGCCAGUUGCGUGGAGUGGCGCCAUGUCCGGUUCCUGGCCACGCGGCUCGUCCAGCUCCUCGGUCAUGUGGCCUGGCGACGGCGACGGAAACGGCGGAAGGGCAACUAG
Molecule: messenger RNA, 1200 nt
Organism: Drosophila miranda
Lineage: Eukaryota; Metazoa; Arthropoda; Insecta; Diptera; Drosophilidae
Product: chondroadherin
Exons: 2
Coding region: 1-1200 (399 amino acids)
Cellular component (GO): plasma membrane
Molecular function (GO): protein binding
Source: RefSeq, a predicted model, not a curated record